AGUGGACCAUCCUUUACUUUCCCGUGGGUGUCAUAAGAGGCGACUAAGGAAACUUAAUGGACGAGAGAUGGACAGCGGCAUUCUUCUCAAAACAUCAUCAAACCUAACUGUGGUUGUCAACCCGCUUGCCAAGCGUGGCAACUAUUGGCAUAACUUCCCAAUCUAUGGGGAAAGCCUAUGUUUACCAGUGGGCACAUAAAUUUAUAUUUGGGUCAGUACUGGCUACCAAAGAGCACAAGAAUGUAAAUAAUUAAAUGAACUUUUUACAUCGGAUUCUGUGCAGGGAAAACCGCAGAAAAUUAUUAAAGUUAUUGCAUAAGGAUAUGAAUAACUAUAGUAUUACGAACAAAUUACACACACCCACAGUACACUGCAGUGGAAACCGUUCAAGCGUGUACCCGCUUCUCAGUAGUUGAGGAGCGAUGUUGUUAAAUAAAUAAUACCUUAAGAAGUGUAUUUAAGUGUUCAAACUUCAAGAACAGACAUAUUGGUGUUAAAUUUGUUAUAUAAUGAACAGACCUGUUUAUUAUUAAUUAUAUAUUUAUUGACGAAUAAUCACGCGCGAUUUUUAAAUAAAGUUGAUUAAAGAUGUUGGCGAAACAAAAAACUUGUAUAUAUUUGGCUUUAUUAUCUUUUUUAUCAACUAACGAAGCCCUAAGGAUCUUAGUGUCGUUCCCACUGCCAUCGCCAAGUCACAGCUUGCUGGGCAAAGGUGUGGUGAAGCAUUUAUUGGCUGCUGGCCAUGAGGUCGUUUAUAUUACGUCAUUUCCCGAAGGAAGAACAAAUCCCAACUUGACGGAGGUCAGCGUUGCUCCUUUAAAAAAUAGAAUUGAAGAACAAUAUAAAGAUGAGAGGAUAAAAAUCAAGCAAUUAGUGGGCAAAGGAAAUUGGGGAGACAGCAUUGUCUUUUCAUAUUUUACAUAUAUGUAUCACAAAUCAUUUCUAGAGGAUUACAAUGUAACAGAGUUCUUGUCUGACCCUAAACAAAAAUUUGAUGUGGUUUUGUUGGAAUGGUUCUUCUUCGAUGCUAUUGCUGGUAUAGCGCCACUAUUUCAAUGUCCAUUAAUAUGGAUCGGUUCUACAGAAGCUCACUGGCAAAUACUAAGGUUAAUAGACGAAAUUCCUAACCCAGCAUACAACUUGGACUUAUUUUCUACCCGAAAAGUCCCGUUUUCAUUUUGGGAGAGAAUAGCGGAGCUCUAUAUGUUAGUGAAAAAAUAUAUAAUUAAAUAUGUAAUUUUCGGUUUAUUUGAAAGGCGAAUUUAUCAUAACGUAUAUUCAUCAAUAGCGAAAAAAAGAGGUAUCAAUAUGCCCCCGUACGACGAAACAGUGUUCAACGCAUCUCUAGUACUCUUGAACUCGCAUCCCUCCAUGGGAACACCGUUCAGACUAACACAAAAUGUCAAAUAUAUCGGUGGAUACCACAUUGAGGAGAAAGUACAGCCGUUACCGACGGAUUUAUUAAAACUCAUGAACAAUGCUAAACAUGGUGUCAUAUACUUUAGCAUGGGAUCGAAUUUAAAAAGUAUCGACAUGUCGGACGACAUGAAGAGCUCAUUGCUCGCUAUGUUCUCGAAACUAAAACAGGACGUAAUCUGGAAAUUUGAGGGAGAUUUAGAACAUUUGCCUGCUAAUGUUCAUCUCGUUAAAUGGGCGCCACAACAAGGCAUUUUAGCACACCCCAAUUUACGAAUAUUCAUAACACACGGAGGACAAUUGUCGACUGCAGAAGCUAUACAUUUUGGUGUACCAAUCAUAGGAAUACCAGUGUUAGGCGACCAGUACGUAAACAUGAGGUCUACUGUUGAUAAAGGAUUUGGGAUUGGAGUCGAUCUGACAGAGAAUAUUGCCAGUGACUUGAUCAUUGCUAUAGAAGAAAUGUUGGCUAAUCCACGCUACAAUAUCAGAGCAAAAGAAAUAUCAGCCAUAUACCACGACCGGCCGGUGUCGCCGGGCCGCGAGCUGGUGCACUGGGUGCGGCACGUGGCGAGCACGCGCGGCGCCGCACACCUCCGCUCGCCUGCGCUGCACGUGCCGUGCUACCAGAAGUACUACCUCGAUCUGAUCGGUGUAUUUGUUGCUACAACCGCUUUAAUCAUAAUACUGGCUAGAAAAUUUAAGCAGUCUUCCAAUAUUGUGAAAAAGAAGAAAACAAACUAAGCCUUUCUAAUCUUAGACAUAGAGUAGAAAUUUAAGUGACGUAAUAAUAAUUUGUGUUCCACAAAAAAAAAAAAACAGGCUUCAAAUGUGGCAAAAAAUAAUCUAUUUUUAUUUAAAAACUAGACUAUCGGGACGAUUUCGAUAAAAUUUCUAUAGGAGCAAUCUAAAAGUAUAUCCAUUCAGAUAAAAAAAGAAUUUCAAAAUCGGUUUAUACAUAAAUAACGUAAGUAACAAACAUAAAAAAUACAAUCGAACUGAGAACUUCCUUAUUUUAUAAAGUCGGUUAAUAAAUAAAUAAAAAUAUUUUAUAUUCUAACUUAAUAUAUAUAUAUAUAUAUAUAUAUAUAUAUAUAUAUAUAUAUAUAUAUAUAUAUAUAUAUAUAUAUAUAUAUAUAAGCAUUUUCAAUAGUAUUUUUUUACGAAUUUUCAAUAAAUCAUGAAUACAGAAAGAUAAAAAAUUAUAAAUGUCAAAGUUUGUAAAGAAACUUGUUGAAAAAAGAAUGUACCUUAGACAGAAAAUAACCAAAAGUAACAUUUAUAAUAAAUUUCAUCCUGAUUUUGUGAAUAAAGACGCGGAGUAAUACAUUUAAUGAAACUACUAUCUACGUGCCAAAUCGUUUAUGAGGUAGGCAGAAAGGAACGAAUGCUAAAGUCAUCUAAAACAUGCUUCAAUCAUAGGUUUAAAAUUAAAUGAUAGUUUAUCGAAGGUAUUGUGUUGUAGACCACUAAUAAUUGUAGAUCACCAGAGGGAGACUUUGUACAAAAGUCGAUUGCUUGGGUACCUCUGUGCCAUUCGUGUUUCUAGCGUGAAGCAGUUGUGUUUGCAUGGCUGUUUCGGUUUGAAGGGUGGGAUAUAGCUCCUCCUCAGAAUGGUAACGCAUGGGGGGGAAACAGUAUACUCUGUUAUGUCCAUGGUACUGCUCAUAUCUAUAGGCGACAGUUACCACUUUCCAUCAGGUGGGCCGCCAGCUUGUUUGCCAUUCUAAGUUGUAUAAAUAAUAACUAAUUUAUUUUAGCUUUAGAGAUAGAAUAAAAAUUCACUUGAAAAUCGACCUUAAAUAUAAUAAUGUUUGAAUUGAAAUUAAAGUCUGCAAAUUCUGUUCAAUAUUCUUUAUUUGAAUAGAUACGAACAAAACUAUAAUAAAUCACAAAUUAAUAAUAACUAACAAGAAAUAUUAAAGUAUUCAUAAUAACUAGUGUUUUCUUUAACAUAUGCCCGAAUGUUUUUAUAUAAUAUUGUUAAUUAAUUUUGGUAAUAAUCCAUUAGGAUUUAUGCGAGUCAUAGACUCACAAAAAAAUUGAUGAUUACACAUAUUACUUCUACUAAAUUUAAUUUAGAAACAAGUAUUCUUAAUCUAAGUAAACUAGGAAUAUGACGGAGUCCAAGGAAAUCCGCUUAAAUCUAUGAUAUCGUUGCCGAAGUGUAUUUAAAUGCACCUUUGCAUAUCGCUCGCUCCCUCAAACUCGCCUACUCUUUUUAAGAAUACCUAUUUCUAUUUUUUUUAACCUACUUUAUAAAUGAACAGAAUUGUGAUUAACCUAAAUUUCAUUUUCAUCCCAUAAAAAAAAACAUGACAUUCUAGUAUCGAUCAUUGUGAUCGAAAAUAGUUUAGCAAAGAUACGACACAUACCUAUUCAGUUGAUCAAUAAAGCACCUUAAAAUACAAUUAAAACAAAGUUUAAUUCCUUAUUUAUAUACUUAUAUGAUUUUCAACAGCUUCUUUCUAUAAUAAGAAAAAAACCUUUUCAUGAAAAUUCUGUUUUCUUAAAGCUUACAUUCUUAUUCACACAGUUGUUGUAUGGUCAACCAUGAGAAAAUUAUAAUGAACCUUAUCGUAAUCGCAAUAAAAUCGAGUUACAAUAUACAAAAAAAAA
Messenger RNA from Galleria mellonella (greater wax moth), 4035 nucleotides. Its product is annotated as UDP-glucosyltransferase 2-like. Gene Ontology annotation, molecular function: UDP-glycosyltransferase activity. The transcript is spliced from 9 exons. The record is from RefSeq and is a predicted model, not a curated record. The coding region runs from base 589 to 2160 and encodes 523 amino acids. Lineage: Eukaryota; Metazoa; Arthropoda; Insecta; Lepidoptera; Pyralidae.